ACCACAAAGCGCAGAAAAAAAUAAAAAGAAAAAGAAAAGGAUAGGAAAAAGGAGAAGAAAACUUUCUAUAAUUUUCCCCCGUUUUCUGACUUGCCAAACAGUCCUCCGAAUCUCCCGAAUUCUCCAAUCUACUUCUUCUUCUUCUCAAUUGGUCUUCGUUUUUCUCCUGAUUUUUCUCCCAAUCCGAUCCGAUCCCGACACGAACAAUUCGAUGACAAAAAUCCAAAAAAAGGAAUCAAAAAAAAUGAAAAAUUAAAAAAAAGAGAAAGAGAGAGAGUUUGAGCUGUUUGCAAUGGGUGAGGAGGUGAGGAUGAGUGAGUACGAAGGCGGUGGCAGCGGUGGCGACGACGGAGACGACGAGGCACGAGUUUCGGAGUGGGAGGCGGGGCUGCCGAGCGCCGACGACCUGACUCCCUUAUCUCAGCCGUUGAUUCCGAUCGAAUUAGCCUCGGCCUUCAGCAUCUCGCCGGAGCCCUCCCGUACGGCGGUCGACGUCAACCGCGCGUCGCAGAAGACGGUCUCGACGCUCCGCGGCGGCGCCCUCUCCCAGGGCUUCUCGUCGAACUACAAGUCGUUCGACGAGAACCGCAGCGACGAAGUGGAGCCGAUGAUCGUGGAGGUGGACGAGAGCGGCGAGCGGUACGGAUCCGAUUCGAGAAAGUCGCGGAAGGUCGAUUGUAGUACGGAGGAGGCGGAUUCGACUCUGAGGACCGAUAAUUUAUCGCCGGAUGACACGUCAGCGCGGACGCUGAAGCGGCCGCGGCUGGUGUGGACCCCGCAGCUGCACAAGCGGUUCGUGGACGUGGUGGCCCACCUGGGGAUCAAGAACGCCGUGCCCAAGACGAUUAUGCAGCUGAUGAACGUCGAGGGAUUGACCCGCGAAAAUGUCGCCAGCCACUUGCAGAAGUACCGCCUCUACUUGAAGAGGAUGCAAGGAUUAUCCGGCGACGUGGGGCCCUCCUCGUCGGACCAGCUUUUCGCCACCGCGCCUGUCCCGCAGAGCUUGCACCACGAGUCUGGCGGCGGCGGGGGGUCAGGUCCGGCGGGUUCGGGGCAGAGCCACGGGCACGGAAAUGGGCAGUUUUCGUUUCCGAUGCCGUACCCGCCUCCCGGGAUGAUGCAGAUGCCGGUUCUUGGGUUGAGCCACGGGCACGGGCACAUGGGCAUGCCCGGCGGUGCGGGGGGUCACGGCGGUGGGUACCAUGGGUUCGAGUCGCACCAUUACAACAUGGGUUCGAUGGUUUCGUACCAACAUGCUGCUUCGAAUGACAAAUGAGAAAUCUUUACACAUUAAAGUUGAGAUUCAGAAGUUUCAGCAAGUUGGUUACUCUUCGAACUCAACCUGUAAGCUUGCUUGAUUGGUAAUCCCGAACCUGACAGGCACGGGAAGGGUUCUUAGGAAUAAUGUGGAGACAUUUUAGAGGCAUAUGGGUUUUGAAUCAAUAGCCAAUGUAGCAAAACUUCCCUCAUUACAUGUAUACUCCGUUCCUAGUCUACAUUGUUGACACCGAGGCAUUGAGUACAUGCCUGACCUGUUCUUACUUUAUAUAUUCUUUUUGUAUCAAUAAGGUGUUAAGCCUUUUCUUUCCAGAUUCAAUGGAAAGAAGUCAAUAAAGAUAUAACAAUUAUCUGUUA
This is a messenger RNA of Pyrus x bretschneideri (Chinese white pear), 1635 nucleotides long. RefSeq names its product transcription factor PCL1. Gene Ontology annotation, molecular function: DNA-binding transcription factor activity; DNA binding. The record is from RefSeq and is a predicted model, not a curated record. Gene Ontology annotation, cellular component: nucleus. The transcript is spliced from 2 exons. Gene Ontology annotation, biological process: regulation of DNA-templated transcription. Bases 293 to 1276 code for a protein of 327 amino acids. NCBI's taxonomy places the organism in Eukaryota, Viridiplantae, Streptophyta, Magnoliopsida, Rosales, Rosaceae.